UGCAAAUAUCAGUCUCUUUAUGAUGACGUAACAGCUGCGCGCCUCAUGCGGUUCCAGUGGUGGAAAACAAUCUUCCAACCGAGACUGGCAAGCACUUUAAAGCAACAAUGUCCCAGCCACCUGGCUCCUCCGCAUCGGACAAUCCCACACUGGUGGUGACCAGCAAUGUGCACCAGUACUCCAUGAAGAAAAAGAAAGUGUUAAACGCAGAGGAUAGUGAGCUGUUUGAGCUGACUCAGGCUGCAGGAAUCAGCGUCGACCAGGAGGUGUUCAAGAUCAUAGUGGACUUGCUGAAGAUGAACGUGGCCCCUCAAGCCGUCUUUGAGACUUUGAAGGCGAUGUCAGCAGGCCAGAGGGUCCCCGAGAGCAGCAGCGGAGACUCUGCAACAGUCCCCCACGGCACCGGGAUCCCGUCUGCCACCACAGAGGCCAGAGACGAGUGUUCCGUGUCUGGGAAGAGCGCUAAACUUCCUGCAGCUCCCGCCUCGGCGUCUGGCCCCAGGGCCGCCAGGGUCAGCACUAAGAUUGUGGUCUAUGGCCCCCAAGACGUUAACGCUCCUCACUCUCAAGUGCGAAGCAAAGCAUCUGCAGCAUCCUCGUCGUCAACCAGCCACAGCGAGAAGAGCCGCGAGGCCUCCGGCCAACGAGUGCAGCGCCAGCCCAGCGCCAGUAGAGGGCAGAAGACCAAAAGCUCCGGCAGCAGUAGCUCCUCCUCGCAGAUGAACUCAACGUAAGACCACAACAUUUGUUUGCAAACUCCCCAACUAUGACUCAGCUAGGCUAAUUAAAGCUCUACCACCUGUGUGGACUGGAAAAAGAACUUCCCACUUUGGCAGCUGUUACUUUAAGCUAAUGUGCCCUUAAAUUAUUUAGUUUGUUUUUUUUGUAAAUAGAAGUAAAUUCCUCUGUGUACAUUGUACAACCUUCUUAAUACAAUAAAUACACAUUUUCUCUA
Molecule: messenger RNA, 955 nt
Organism: Doryrhamphus excisus (bluestripe pipefish)
Lineage: Eukaryota; Metazoa; Chordata; Actinopteri; Syngnathiformes; Syngnathidae
Gene: mzt2b
Product: mitotic spindle organizing protein 2B
Cellular component (GO): centrosome; spindle
Source: RefSeq, a predicted model, not a curated record